This is a messenger RNA of Solea solea (common sole), 3306 nucleotides long. It is a transcript of the gene xcr1a.1, whose product is annotated as chemokine (C motif) receptor 1a, duplicate 1. Bases 1910 to 2932 code for a protein of 340 amino acids. NCBI's taxonomy places the organism in Eukaryota, Metazoa, Chordata, Actinopteri, Pleuronectiformes, Soleidae. Gene Ontology annotation, molecular function: chemokine receptor activity. The record is from RefSeq and is a predicted model, not a curated record. Gene Ontology annotation, biological process: G protein-coupled receptor signaling pathway; chemotaxis; immune response. Gene Ontology annotation, cellular component: membrane. The transcript is spliced from 2 exons.
CUCAAUUGUCGGACAUUUUGACAACCGCCGUCACGUUAACGCGACAGCUUUAAAUCAUGUUAGCGGUUUCUUGUUGCCAAUGAAGAUUCGGCAUGUCGCUCUCGUUCCAAUGGCUGUGAGGUGAGUAGGCGGGCUCAGGAGCUGUGUAGUUUGUUUGACGCAGCAGAGUAAAUAGAGGUGUCAUGUGAUCAAAGACUGACAUUAGUACGUGACCUACUUUACUACUUUAUUGUGGUUCUUCUUCUUUCACAGCUGAUCGUACUCAUUUCAGAUUUGAUUACAUGGGUUUGUUCAACCCUCGUCCACCACAAGUUUAGAUUGUUUUGUUUUUUUAUGUAUGUGUUGAAAACAGUAAGUUCAGUUCCUAAAAACUUCAGGUUUCCUACACAUAACAUAAACAUCAAAGUAGACAGAUAAUACUAAAGUAGACCGAUAAUAAUAAAAUAAAAGCAGUUUUGGCCCCAUUACCAAUUAGUGAGAUACCACUACCACCACUAGUGACAUUUCAUUAAUAGUAGCCUAUACUAUAUUAAUGAGAUAUACAUGUUGCACCGUGUAGGAGGUCUAUUGCCAUCUAAUACCUGACAAACUAAAUUGCCAUGAUAUGUUCAUUUGUUAAUGUUGAAGUGAAUCGAAUCAUGCCUGGAAUAAAUGUUAGAUUUAUUUGUAAACACAAGACAUACAACUGAAAUUUAUACGAUUUAAUAUUAUAAAAUGUUGUUGUCUAGAUCAGUGGUUCUCAAACAUUUUGAGCUCUCAAAGUAACACCAUUAUCACCAAUGGUAAAAUACAGUGGUGUAAAUAAAUCGAGCUCAAAGGAGGCAGAUUUGCUCUCUCAUCAUCAUCCUCUUCCUCACAUAUACUGGUAUAAUCUAUAAUGUGUAAUAAUCUAUGUUUUAAAUACAGUAUUUGACAAGAGGAAGAAGUUUAACAACCUCUGAGGAUCAGCAGUAGUAACUAGAUACAGACAUUACAUUCUUAUAGCAUUUUGGAUAAAAGCCAAAGCAUUUUUAGGUGAUUGAAUAUUAUGAAAGUGCAACACAGAACCUCAAGUUUUAUUUCUCCUUUCUACAUUAAGUGUCAGUCUUUUUAAACAGGUGGUGUCCUGUCAGACAAAUGGUUUUGGAUUUCACUUGGCCAGAUUUUCAGAUAUCUCUAUAAAUGUUUCAAUGUUAGUCGUAAGGCGAUCACUGUUUUAAUGUACUUUAUAUAUCAUUACAUUACAUGUAAUUUAGCAGACGCUUUUAUCUAAGGCGACUUACAAUGGAAUUGAGUACAAUCAGCCAGGGGUGGAGUCGAACUUGCAACCAUUGCGACCAUGAUGUUUUUUGCACACAGGGUACCGGUCUUAACCACUGAGCCACUCCACCCCCCACCCCAGCAUUACAGGGACAGGCAACCCAUGUGGCUGUAACCAUGAUGUGGUUGAUGAAAUCUAGAUGAUGGGUCUUGAAAUAAGCAUUACUGAUAAAAUAAUAAAAUUUAUUUUUUUGCAGGGCCCUCUCAUCUUAUCUUGUAUAUUCUAGUGUCACGCCCUGUUUGGUAAAAUUCUGAGGAAACAGGUGAGCUGUUUGCUGUCAGUUCUGUAAAACAGAUACCGUAGAUUGACUAGAAUGAGGAACAGGAAACACCACAUUAUCCACACAGGAUUAUUAAAGCGGAUAAUUUUGGAGCCACUUUGAAUAGUAAGCAUCACCUUCAGCAACAUAUCAGUCGGAUCAAACCUUGAGGUAGGUUCAUCUUUUUUUGCUAUUGUGUGCUUUUAAGAGGAAUCCAGCUGUAACAUGUAGUGCAUUGGAGCCUCACAUGGUUCAAUAAAGCCUCAAAUUAAUCAUGUACAAACACAAAAUUAACAGCAAUAGGUAAUAAUGAAUCCUAUUUCUUUUUUCCAGCUUCCAGUCGAAGAACAAUGAAUGACUCAUUUAAUGACAGCCAAUAUUUCACUGACUAUGCCAAUAUCAAUGAUGAAGUCUGUGAAAAGGAGGAUUUAGUCAGCUUUGCAUCCAUUGCCAUUCCGGUUUUCUUCACCGUUGUGAUCACACUGAGCCUCAUAGGAAACAUCCUCGUCCUCGUAAUACUGGCUCUGUAUGAAAACAUCAAGUCUCUGACCAACAUUUUUAUCCUCAACCUGGCCAUCUCUGACCUCGUUUUCACUGCCGGUCUUCCCUUCUGGGCCAUUUACCACAUCUCGGGAUGGGUGUUUCCAGACCUGCUUUGCAAUAUUGUGACUUUUGUUUUUUUCAUUGGGUUUUACAGCAGCAUCCUUUUCCUGACCAUAAUGACCAUCUACAGAUAUCUGGUCGUGGUCCACCCUCUCUCUAAACUGAGCGCACGAAAACACAGAGUUGGCAUUUUUCUGUCUAUCCUAAUGUGGAUGAUUAGCAUCGGAGCAGCCAUGCCCUCGCUACUCUACAGCGCUGUCAUCUCCAUCCCCCACAAGGACACACAUUCCCGAGGCUGUGAAUACAUAGCCACCUUGUGGGAAAUCAGUUCUGUAUCCCAACAGAAUAUUGUCUUCCUGGUUGCCUUUGUGGUGAUGGCUUUCUGCUACAUCAACAUACUGAGGAAAAUCACACGGAGAAGAUCCCACACAAAGAACAGGGCAGUUAAAUUAGUUUUCUGUAUCGUGCUUGCGUUCUUUGUCGGCUGGGUGCCGUAUAAUGUGCUCAUCUUUCUGAGGACUCUGGCUGACAAUUUGGUUGCACCAUUUGAUCAAUGUGAAAUAAGCAUCCAGCUUGAUUAUGCGUUCCAUGUGUGUCGCCUCAUCGCUUUCUCCCACUGCUGCCUGAACCCUGUCUUUUAUGCGUUUGUCGGUGUGAGGUUCAGGAGCCAUUUGAAGUCACUGCUGCGUCAAAUGUUCAGUCGGCAAAGUCCAGUGAAGGAAAUGCAGGUUACAAUGCAAAACCUUGUGUCACAAGGAUCACUGUUGUAGUCAUUGUGCAUCACUGAUUUUAAAAAUGAAUCUAGUGUACAUUUGAUGAUGCAACUUGUUAGAUAGUCAGCAGUUAAGAAGAAGUGUCGUUUUUCAUGGGAGGAUAAAACUAUUAGCAACAGUGGAUCAUCAAUAUCCUCAGUUCUUUUUUUCCACUUGUUUUAAUUUUCUUCUGUAUAUUUAUCAUAAUGUGUCAUUUCACAGAUAUUAAGUAUUGUAUUUAUAGGAUACUGUGGUAUUUCAAUGAUUCCUUUUAAACAAAAAUGUUGCAUUCUCUGUUUUGUGUGUAGAAUUGAAAAUAUUCAAUAAUCAUUUUCCAUAAAAUAUAUAGUUGUUAUACCGUGUGGGUGAAAACUGCAUUUAUUGUUUUUCCU